AUGCCGGCAACCAUCAAGAGCAUCGGCGUUGUCGGAGCCGGCAACAUGGGCUCCAUGAUGACCCUUCGCUUUGCGGAACUCGGUCUUCUAGUGUCAGUCUGGGAUAUCGAAAAGAAAAAUGUCGAUGAGGUACUGAAAUAUGCGAGAGAAGAUAAGGGCAUUACAGGCCGAGUCCAAGGCUUUUAUAACAUCAACGAAUUCGCCCAAAGUCUCGAGGGCAAGUCCGACCGGAAAUUAUUCAUGUUUUCCAUCACCCACGGCAAGCCCGCAGAUGAAGUUCUCCGCAUGCUCAAGCCCGAUCUGAAAGAGGGCGAUAUCAUCCUGGACGGCGGAAACGAGAACUACCGCAACACCGAGCGGCGCCAGAAAGAGUGCGCCGAUAUUGGCGUUUCCUGGAUCGGAAUGGGUGUUUCGGGUGGAUAUCAGUCCGCGCGACGAGGCCCUAGUCUGUCACCAGGUGGGGACGCCAAAGCGAUUGAGCGUGUUAUGCCAUUCCUAGAGUCAUAUGCCGCCAAGGAUCGCAAGACUGGGACGCCGUGCGUGAAGCGCAUGGGGCCCGGUGGAUCCGGACAUUACAUCAAGAUGGUUCACAACGGUAUUGAAGGUGGAAUGCUCUCGGUACUUGCGGAAACUUGGCAAUACAUGCAUGAUGGGCUGGGUAUGGAGCAUUGCAAGAUCGGGGAUGUCUUCGAUAGAUGGAAUGAAUCCGGCGAACUGAAAGGAAAUUUCUUGAUUCGUAUUGGUGCCAAGAUUCUACAUACGCGGAGAACUCCCCAGGGUGAUCGCAAGGGUGAAGGAGCGAAUCGGGAUGAUGGAUAUGUGCUUGACGAUGUGCUUGACAAGGUUGUUCAGGAUGACGAUGACACCGAAGGAACCCCGCUCUGGUGUCUCAUGGAGUCUGCAGCUCGUCAUGUCUCUUGUCCAACAUUAGCGGCUGCUCAUUACAUGCGAAUUGCGAGCGGAAACCGCCCUGAACGCGUUCGUGCUGCCAAAAAGAUGGAAAUGCCUAUGCCGAAACCAAUCGAGGGAAAGGGAGAUCACGCAAAGACCAUUGAGAACCUACGAAAAGCCGUGUACUGCUCAUUCCUAGCGUCCUUCUGCCAGGGGCUAGAGCUAAUUUCCCGUACCUCGAUGGAUGAGGGCUGGAAUGUCAAUUUGGGUGACUGUCUCCAAAUUUGGCGGGCGGGAUGUAUCAUUCAGUCUGAUCAUAUCGCGGAUCUUCUCCAGCCGCCACUCGCAGUCUCCAAUCAAUUGACUAACACCAAGUUCGUGGAUUCGGUCGCGCAUGAGCUGCACCAGAAUUUCCAGGCUCUCAAGCAUGUUGUAUUGGAGGGAACUAUGUUUGAUCAGUAUAUUCCAGCGCUCUCAGCCACGUUGGAAUACCUCAAGUAUGAGGGUGGACUGGGAUUGCCGACCAAGUUUAUGGAGGCACAGAUGGACUACUUCGGUUCUCACAAUUAUAACAAGCCAGGUAUUCCCGGCGAAGAUCCAGGACCAGUUCACAAGGGCCCUCAUCAUUAUGAGUGGUUGCCGGCUUAA
Penicillium paradoxum is the source of this 1539-nucleotide messenger RNA. Its product is annotated as 6-phosphogluconate dehydrogenase, decarboxylating. Gene Ontology annotation, biological process: pentose-phosphate shunt; pentose-phosphate shunt, oxidative branch. Gene Ontology annotation, molecular function: phosphogluconate dehydrogenase (decarboxylating) activity; NADP binding. Gene Ontology annotation, cellular component: cytosol. Bases 1 to 1539 code for a protein of 512 amino acids. Lineage: Eukaryota; Fungi; Ascomycota; Eurotiomycetes; Eurotiales; Aspergillaceae. The record is from RefSeq and is a predicted model, not a curated record. The transcript has a single exon.